AUGAAGACCGCCGCUGCUUUCGUCUUGGCUGCUGCCAACCUUGUUGCUGGACAUGCCACCUUCCAGAGCUUCGUCAUCGGAGGAAAGGACCAGGGUCAGCACUUCGCUAUUCAGACUCCCGCCAACGGCAACAAUCCUAUCACGGAUGUUACCUCCACUGCUAUGGUCUGCAACGGCGGAAAGGCCGUUACCGACAGGGUCGAGGUUGCUUCCGGCUCUUCCCUGACCUUCCAGUGGCAUCACAACGACCCUGCCACCGUUAGCGGUGACAACGAUGAGCCCAUUGCUGCUUCCCACAAGGGUCCCGUCAUGGUCUACAUCGCCCCUGCCGCCUCCAACGGUGAGGGUGCCGUCUGGACCAAGAUCUACGAGGACGGUUACACUGGUGGAAAGUGGGCCGUUGACAAGUUCAUUGCCAACAAGGGUGCCAUCACCAUCGACCUCCCCAACCUCGCUGCCGGCGACUACAUCAUCCGCCCCGAAAUCAUCGCUCUCCAUGAGGGCAACCGACCCAACGGCGCUCAGUUCUACAACGGCUGCGGAAACAUCAAGGUCACCGGCUCCGGCACUGCCACGCUCCCCAGCACUGGUGUCGACAUGACCAAGGCAUACAAGGCCACUGACCCAGGUGUUCUCUGCAACAUCUACAGCGGUCUCACCUCAUACGAGAUCCCCGGCCCCAAGGUCUGGGAUGGUGCUUCUUCCGGCACCGCUCCGGCUCCCACCACCCCUUCCAAGACUGCUGCCCCUGUCUCCUCGUCUGCCCCCUCCCAGACCGCUACCCCCACCGUCAUUGCCAGCCCCUCUGCCACUCCCAUCAAGGAGGCUGAGCCUGCUACCCCCACCGAGUCCCAGGCUGCCCCCGCUCCUUCCUCCGGCUCCGGCUCCACUCUGCCAGAGACCUUCACCAUUGAGCAGUUCAUCAGCUGGCUCAAGACCACCACCAGCACCCGCAACGCUCGCCGUGCGCACCCCCGUGCUUUCCAGUUGUAA
Molecule: messenger RNA, 993 nt
Organism: Cucurbitaria berberidis CBS 394.84
Lineage: Eukaryota; Fungi; Ascomycota; Dothideomycetes; Pleosporales; Cucurbitariaceae
Product: lytic polysaccharide monooxygenase
Exons: 2
Coding region: 1-993 (330 amino acids)
Source: RefSeq, a predicted model, not a curated record